Molecule: messenger RNA, 891 nt
Organism: Darwinula stevensoni
Lineage: Eukaryota; Metazoa; Arthropoda; Ostracoda; Podocopida; Darwinulidae
Source: the annotation of a GenBank genome assembly
AAAAUAUAUUUUUCUUGGGUCAUAUCUAGGUUGAUAGGCCUGCAUAUGGGAUUAGGUGCUGUGUGUGUGUGACUUUGAUAAUAUUAGCAUUGUGGAAAGGUUUUCCUCUUCCUCAGCCAAUAAAUCACCAGUAGCCAACUGCCUGAUCUACCUACAUAUAUGGCUUCAAAGUCAAAAGACAAGGAAAAGGAGGAAAAAGAGACAAAGCCCAUCAAGGUGGACAAGUGGGAUGGUUCAGCUGUGAAAAAUGCACUCGAUGAUGCUGUGAAGGAGCUUUUCACCAAGAAGUAUGGAUAUAAGGAGAGUCAUGCACUGAUGGAUGGUCGACUGGGACUGUCAGGGGUAGCUGUAUGCCUUGCUCUCCUUGCGCUUGCCUGGGACUACAUCUAUCCCUUCCCUCAGUCCAGGAUGAUGCUGAUCUUCUGUGUCGUGAUGUACUUCUUUCUCAUGGGAAUCUUCACUAUCUACACCAACUACUAUGAGAAAGGGAUCUUCUUGGUGGCAUUGGACAAAGACAAGGCUGGCAUUGAUCCGGACAUCAUCUGGGAGGCCUCUUCCUCCAUCAAACGGUUUGAUGACAUGUACAUACUGAAGCUGUGUGUGAGAGGAAGCAGGAAGAAACCAGCACGAUCUGGAGAGAUGAAAAAGUCUAUUGCCACCUGGUUUGAUGAGAGGGGUAAUCUUCUCACAGAUCUCUUCCACAAGGAGCUAUCUCGGCUGCAUGAUUCCCUCGCAAAGCCCAAGAAGGAUAUGUGACUCCUUUCUACCCCUGAACCCAAUCGAAAUCUCAAAAAAACAACAGAAAACAUCAGACAUGUUUGAUGGCAUUGCAAAGGUCAAGAGCAUUUUUUUCCUGUGCAUUGAUGGAAAUGAAGCAGUGACAUGUCCAUA